Suillus bovinus is the source of this 786-nucleotide messenger RNA. RefSeq lists its product as uncharacterized. The record is from RefSeq and is a predicted model, not a curated record. NCBI's taxonomy places the organism in Eukaryota, Fungi, Basidiomycota, Agaricomycetes, Boletales, Suillaceae. Gene Ontology annotation, molecular function: protein binding. The transcript is spliced from 2 exons. Bases 95 to 538 code for a protein of 147 amino acids.
GCCCUUGAAGGGGCACACUGGAGAGGUUUACUUAGUCUCAUUCUCUCCGGAUGGUACUCGCAUCACGUCUGGUUCAUCGGAUAAGACUGUGCGGAUGUGGGAUGCAGCGACGGGACAGCCAUUGGGCGAGCCCUUGAAGGGGCACACUGGAAGGGUUUUGUCAGUUUCGUUAUUACCGGAUGGUACCCGCAUCGCAUCUGGUUCGGACGAUCACACUGUGCGGAUGUGGGGUGUAGUGAAAGUGCAGCCAUCCCCAGAGUCAAGAGAGCUAGAUUCCUCCGCAUCUCCGUUACAUCAAAGCACGGCUCCACCCAAUCCCCCGAGUCAAGAAAGCCAGAUUCCUCCGCAUCUCUGUUGUGUCAAAGCACCGCACCUCCCACCCAAGAAAGCCGUGUCAUACCAACCUGUAACAAUCGCCUCAUUUCUUUCUCAUCCAGUUUGGAACACGCUCUGCCCAACCCCGCUGACUUGCUCGAACCCCCCUCUCAUCAUGAUUCUGAUUCAACCCCUUUCUUGCUGCAAGCUGAUGGAUGGGUGAUGGGACCCAGUCGUCGGCUCCUUUUCUGGGUACCUCCCGCCUCCCGACAUGCAUUUUAUACUCCUUGGACUUCAUUGGUGAUACCCAAAGGAUGUCCUGAGCUUGAUUUAAGCCGCAUGGCCCAUGGAACACGCUGGUCGAGUUGCCGAGAUACCUCCACGUAACGAUGAUUUCAUUGCAAUAUCGUGUGUACAAUUUGAUUCUUUGAUUCUUUGUCAAUCUUUAUACCCAAUACUAAGCAUGAAUUU